Molecule: messenger RNA, 4565 nt
Organism: Racocetra fulgida
Lineage: Eukaryota; Fungi; Glomeromycota; Glomeromycetes; Diversisporales; Gigasporaceae
Source: the annotation of a GenBank genome assembly
AAAUAAAACCUGUUUCUAUUGUAAAUGAAAUCAUAUAUAAUGGAUCCAAUAUUAGCAUAAAGGGAAUGACGCGUCCCUUUUCAGAUGUCGAUGAUAUAGUAGUUUUUGUCAACGACCGUGGGCAAGAUGGGAGUCCAAUUUUGGUUACUUUAAAUCGGAUAACUCUGCGACACUCUAUUUAUAAAUAUGUGGUCAUAAAAGAAGAUAGUUUAAAGACUAACUCAGAAGACAUAUUUGAUUUAAAAAUUAGUUCAGAUGUUAAUGUUGAUACCUUCUUGGAACUGAUUUGGACAGAACCGAUCGCUCAAACAGCAAAAUUCGAGGAAACCUCUGUGUUCAUCGCUCAUGAUUUGGAUGGGCACGAAAUUCUAUGCAUUUUUGCUAGUUCAACAAAAAAUUUUGAAGCAUUAGACAUUCUUGUUUAUCCGCAUGGAUUUAAAGUGAGUCCCAAAUUUGUUCUCAAGGUUGAUGCUGCAGCUCCUGUUUUGGCCACAAGAUCAAAAAAUUACGAUAUUUUAUUUGCAAGAGAUGAAUCGUUUUCGGCUUUAGAGUUGUGGAUUGGAUACGAUAAAUAUAUUCCUUUGAAUUUGAAUUAUGAAAUAAUUAAAACUGAAUCUCAAUUGGGAAACUAUGGAGAGGAGUGGAAAGAUCAACCAAUAAACAAAGAUAAUCCGAAAUGUUCGCAAACAAUUUACUCUCAACGAUUUUCUCAACAAUAUCUUGUAGCAAAUCAGUUUAUUUCAGAUAAGAUUCGGGGGCUAAAGGAUUGGGUUCAUAAUCGAGUAAAUUUGGUCUUAAAAAACGACAUUAUACGAAUUAGCUUAAAUUUUAUUCCAAAUUCAAAGCUUGUUCGUACAUGCUUGGAAGCUUUAAGCUUUGCAUUACCAACAACCCUAUAUUUUGAUUUCAAAGCCCAAUAUUUCUUGUUUCAAUAUGGUAACAAAGAGUGUAGAGAUAUAUUAAGAGGCUCUGAAUGGGAAAAUUUCAUUAUUAUUCUACUUUCGUUUUUCCGCUUGGAAGGUCAAGAUUCAAUUGACCGAGAAUUCGACAAGAGUGAUUGGAAUUUUCUUUCAUCAACAUUUAAACACACCAGGUUCAAUUUCAACAAUCAUCUUUGGUGUAUUCAACCUUCAACCAUAGUGGAAAACGAUAUAAUGAUUAAUUCUUUUAAAAACUCACGGAGGCUUUAUGAAGCUUUUUAUGCAUAUUAUUGUCAAUUAGAAAAUAAAUAUUCAGCAUUUUUACCUUCAAUUCUCAUUUCUCUGCAUUUGGUUUAUCAAGAUUUAAAAUUAAAUUACACAUCGCAUCAAUACAUUAAUGAACUUAUUCCGUUGUUGAUGCAACUAGCUAAAUUCUUAAAGUGGGAUAAUUAUGUAGAUUAUUAUAAACGAAGUUAUGGAAUGAAUCAAUUGAAGCUUGUAGAAACGAGGGAAACUUUUCCAACACCUUUGGAUAUUGGUCAAAUUUUUUCUAUCCCAGAAUUAAAUGAAAAUCUGGUCCAUGACUUUGAUUGUUGUCAGAGAACUCGACAAGUGUGUGCUAUUUAUCACAAAUUAAUUAACGAGGAAGAAAAGUCAAUGAUUCUUGAAAUAGUGAACAUAGGCUAUACCAUUAAUGAUAUUGACGCAUUACCAUGUGGCAUUUCGCUUCCUUUACGUGAAGCUAUAAGAAAAUGUCGAGAAGAUCCUCCAAAUGAUUGGCCUGGAGAAGCCUACAUACUUGUUGAUCAACAUGAAGAGAUUAAUGGAACAGAAAUUUCAAACCAUGAAAUAACUGAUUUAAGAUUUGGCAAUGAUAAAAGAUUGCUAGAAGUACAAAAACUUUUACAAUCUUGUAAUACCAUCAAAGUUGAUUUUCCUACGCUGGAUUUAAGUGUCCAAAAUGAUGAAAAUUCUCCACAAAUACUUGAACGUGUUCAAAUUCAAUGCUUAAAGAAUUUUUCACAUCCAAUUGGUCGUGCAGUCUUAACUUAUGGCACUGUUACACCAAUAGCCACGGAACCUUUUCCGAUUCCUGGAUUAAGUCUGGCAAUCAAAGUAUUACCUUUUAACACUCUUAUUCAAGUUGAGCGAGCGCUUCGACUACCAGAAUCCGCUGAAUGGCCGGAAUUUCAUGAUGGUGUAGCAUCGGGUUUACGAAUUCCUUCAACUAUAGACAUCGAAGGAUCUUGGAUUUCUCUUAAUAAGCCCAAAGAACUAACAAACAGCCAUGCGGGGUUUCUUUUAGGAUUAGGGCUGAAUGGUCAUUUGAAAUCUAUGGCGACGUGGCAAGCAGUUGAGUAUUUGAUGAAGACGCCUAAACAUGAUAUUACAACAAUUGCUUUAGUGCUUGGUCUACCAGCCUCAUAUAUUGGUACCAUGAAUGCUGAAAUUAUGAAAUUUGUAGCUGUUCAUGUUACUGCUAUGUUCCCACCAAAAUCCACUAGUUUGAAUGUAUCGCCUCUGAUUCAAACUGCAUCCGUUCUUGGUUGUGGACUACUCUAUAUGGGGACAUGUGAUCGAUACAUGUCUCAAGUCAUGUUAUCUGAAAUUUCGACAAAGGCUUUGAAAACGUCAGAUAGUUCUGAAACUGAUUUUACAGAAGGUUAUUCGCUUGCUGCUGGGUUUGCACUUGGAUUCAUUAAUUUGGGACAAGGUGAUAGUGCACGCGCGUCUGUUGAUCUUGACUUGCUCAAAGAAUUAAGAUUAUAUAUCUCUGGUGAUAAAUGCACAACAGAGAAAUUAUCUGCACAUGAUACGAAUGCUAGAGUCGAUAAUAUAAACAUUAACAUUACAUCACCAGGAGCAACGAUAGCUCUUGGAUUAUUAUAUCUGAAAACCAAUAAUGUUAAUGUUGCAAAUAAAAUUCCCAUCCCUGAAACCGAAUUUUUCUUGGAUUAUGUGCGGCCAGAUUUUCUUUUGAUAAGAACACUUGCCAGAAAUUUGAUAAUGUGGGAUAAUAUUCAGUCUACAAAAGAAUGGGUUGAAAGUCAUGUACCUCAAUAUAUAACAUCAAAGUUGACGCCUAAUCCCGAUAUCAAUUAUGAAAACCUUGAAUCUAUUAGGAGCGUCUCAAUAGUCGCUGCUGGUAGUGGAAAUCUAGAAGUCUUUCGAAGAAUACGUAAACUUCAUCGACAAGAAGUUGAUACUAGCAGCUCAAGUACUAUUUCGCAUUCAUAUGGAACACAUAUGGUAACAAGCAUGUCAUUAGGAUUCCUAUUUCUUGGGGGAGGAAACUUUACACUUUCGACGUCCAACAAAGCGAUAGCAGGUUUAGUUUGUGCAUUAUUUCCAAGAUAUCCGAUUGAACCAUAUGAUAAUAGGGCACAUUUGCAAGCUUUUAGACACUUGUGGGUAUUGGCAGUUGAACCAAGAUGUUUGGUUUUGAGAGAUAUUGAGACCAGAGAGGCUUGUCAUAUUCCGGUGAAACUUGUAUUUAAAGAUUAUUAUAAUGCCGUAAAAGUAAUAAGAGAUGAUGAUAGAGAAGAAAUUUUAGUUUACAGCAAAAGCAAAGUAAUAGUUGCACCUUGUUUGUUACCUGAAUCAAGUUUUAUUCAAACAAUUGAAAUUGAUAGUCCAAGAUAUUGGCCUAUGCGAUUGGAAUUUGGAAAAAAUUUAGAAUUUGAUCGUAAAUUUUGGAAAGAUCCAACUAUAUAUACAAAAAGAAAGAUUGGGCAUUUGACAUAUACAGAGGACCCUCAAGGUCUACGUGAUUUACUCACACGUAUUUUUCCGGAUGGCAAGUCUUUAGUGGAUACUAAAAACCAAACGACUUUCAGGCGACAAAACCUUGACUUUAUCAGAAUUUUUUCGUCUGAUCCGCAAGUACAAGCAUUUACUCGAUACCUUUGCGAAGACUUUAAUGCUAAUGAUGAUGAACAAGCAUUAUCAGCAUUUUGUACAGGAAUUCUUUCAGAAUGCUUGAAUGAGGAUAAAGUGGAGGCGAUUCAAAUUUAUCAAAAACUUUAUCAAAUUCAACAAGACAUGGAAGGAAUUAAUGAAAUGGAUUUAUGGAACGUCAUGUUAGUUCUUGAGUAUUAUGAAAACAUACCAGAAAUAAUAUACCGCAGCGAGGAUAACGCAGAAGAUCAAAAAAACAAAAGUCGAUUAACCGAUGAGAUGCUUAUCAAGAAAGAAUUUAUUGCAUCUUUAAGGUUUAUAAUGGAGCGAUAUUUCGAAAUUCCUUUCGAUGUUUUUGUAACUUUCCUUGCUGAAUAUUCACCUUCGUCAAGUACAGCCAACGCAGCAAAUAACACAAACACCAGUCAAGUACCAAGAUAUUUUUCCAAGUUUUUACAUUCCUAUUUUACAGAUACUGAAUUUCCAUCUGCUGAACAACUUGGAGGAGAAGAGAGUAAAAAAAGAUUAUUGCAAUAUUUAGCGAAAUGGCUUAUUUACCAUGAAAUACCUGAUAAGCAUAUAUUAUUAAAUUCUAUAAAAUAUGUUAGGGAAUUAAGGGAAAAAUUAAGCUUGGAAAUAAUGCAGGGUGGAAUAACGAAAGAUGAUGUAGUGUUACAAAUGCUUUCGACAUUUUGGCCGAACCUUUCCAUAAACACUUUAAAAAUCAUUCAAUAUUGUUUGAAUUAA